Messenger RNA from Striga asiatica, 1012 nucleotides. The record is from the annotation of a GenBank genome assembly. NCBI's taxonomy places the organism in Eukaryota, Viridiplantae, Streptophyta, Magnoliopsida, Lamiales, Orobanchaceae.
CUAGUACAUAGUGCUUCAUAUAUUGUUCUCGAUUAUCCUCCCUUUUGGUGAUGGCUUUUUCGAGAAUUUAACCAAAAUCCUACCCGGUUUUAUACGGUCAGUAACAACUAACAAGCAGACUUGCAUAAAAUUCCAAAAAUCUGACCGAAAUUUGGUGGAAAGAUUCAUUUUUUCAGCUCGUUCUCUCUCAACUUUCUCCUUCUCAGCAAAAACGUUUUCUCAUCGUUAGAUGAUCACACGCAUUUAUAUACAAGAGUUACUACAUCAACACAUCCUCCAUUCUCACUCAGUUCGAGUAGUGUGUGAGAUUGUUUGUCGGUGUCAUCAGUGGUUUUUUUUGUCGAUUUUGGGCGUAAAUUUUAUCUGUGAUCCUUUUAAUUUCGCUCUUUUGUUCAAAUUUUCUCAAGAUUCAAAAUUGUGAAUUUCCUGACCUGAAAUGGACUCCGAUUCAUGGGCUCGUAUUGCUACUUACUCUAGACGUCGAUUAUCCCGAUCAGAUGUAUAUAAUGGAGAAGGCUACGAAGUGGAAGAGGAGUCGAAUCCUGAGUAUAUUUGCCCAUUUUGUGCUGAGGAUUUUGACAUGGUGGGCCUUUGCUGUCAUAUAGAUGAAAUGCAUCCUGUAUCGGCCAAGAAUGGGGUGUGCCCUGUUUGUGCGAGAAAUGUGGGGUCGGAUCUUGUCCGCCAUUUGACCGGGCAGCAUGCAAGCCACCUAACUGACAAUCUUUUCCUUUGCAAAUUGCAUCUCAAGUUUUCGAGGAGGUUCCUGCGAAGAGGGACUAAUUCACCAUUUUCAAUUCUCAGAAGAGAGUUGAGAGAUGGGAGUCUGCAAUCCCUUUUUGGUGGGUCCUCACAUUUGGGCUUCUCGGCCCAUACAGAGCCCGAUCCAGUGUUGACCUCGUUCAUACUCAGCUCGCCUGUGGUUGACAAAUCUUCUAGUGUUCAAUCUCUUCCUUCGGUUGAGGCUGGCUCAACUGCCGAGCACUCUGUUCAGAAACUUGAGGAUAGGUAUUAA